This is a messenger RNA of Soboliphyme baturini, 636 nucleotides long. NCBI's taxonomy places the organism in Eukaryota, Metazoa, Nematoda, Enoplea, Dioctophymatida, Soboliphymatidae. The record is from the annotation of a GenBank genome assembly.
GUUUGGUAUGCGAAAUCCGAUCUACAUCAACAUAAUCCGCGAACCACUGGAUCGAUUCAUCUCGUACUAUUAUUUUCUUCGAAGCGGCGACGACUUUCGGCCUUACCUUGUCCGCAGAAAGGCAGGAAACAAUGAAACGUUCGACCACUGCGUAGCAAACAAUGGCCGCGAUUGUGACCCGGCGAAUAUGUGGCUACAGAUUCCGUUUUUCUGCGGACACGAUGCCGAAUGCUGGGAACCAGGAAGCAGCUGGGCUCUCGAACAGGCGAAAAAUAAUCUUCUCCAGAAAUACUUGCUCGUCGGCACUACAAAGUGGAUGGAUGAUUUUGUGAAAAUUUUGGAAAUCGUUCUUCCGCGGAUUUUUACCGGGUGCCUUCACAAGUAUUUGACUGUCGAAGCUGGUUUAGGUGAUAAGUCGCAUCUCAGGAAAACGACGAUGAAAAUCAAGCCGCAAGUCGAUACGGUGUUAAAAAUACGCAAGUCGAAAGUGUGGCAGAUGGAGCAUGAGUUCUACGUGUUUGCGAGAGAUCAUUUUAAUUCCGUUAAGCGCCAUUACACGCAGGUGGUUAGCGAUGGAGCCGACGGGAUCAAAGCUCAACAGAAGUUCCACUACGAGAAGAUACGACCGCGAUAGCC